GCUCUCGCAAUCCCGGGCAAACCCGUCAGCCUACCUGAAGCGAACCAAGGCGGGGCGGCUGCUUUCUUCGUCCCCCCCUCCUCACCUCCCCCAAUGACGUCGCCGCCUGCACGGGCCUUUGGCUAACUCGCUCCCCUCAGCUCCUCCGGACAAAGGACCCAAGUAGUCCCGCCCGGCUCUGCGCGCUCCUUUCCCGGCGACUGUCUCAAGAGGCGGCGGCGGCGGCGGCGGCGGCCAGCUGAGCCGGCGAUCAUCAUGGCUGGGCGCGACCUCUCCUCCCUCGCCCUCUGGCUCCUGCCGGGGCUGCUCGUGGCCUCCGUGGACGCCACCAGCCUCUAUUUCCAAGCAGGGCGGAGCUGCUACAAGCCGCUUCCUCGCAACCUUCCCGGCGUCCGAACCUAUCCUCGACCGCAUGAAUACUUGGAUAUCUCUAAGCUGCCCAAGAGCUGGGAUUGGAGAAACAGAGAUGGCGUCAAUUACGCAAGCACCACCCGAAACCAGCACAUUCCCCAAUACUGUGGAUCCUGCUGGGCUCACGGCAGCACCAGUGCUCUAGCAGACCGCAUAAAUAUCAAGAAGAAAGGGGCCUGGCCCUCAGCAUAUCUCUCUGUUCAAAAUGUGAUUGACUGUGCCAAUGCUGGAUCUUGUGAAGGUGGGGACGACAGUGGCGUGUGGCAAUAUGCUCAUGAACACGGCAUCCCGGAUGAAACCUGCAACAAUUAUCAAGCUAAAGACCAAGACUGCAAGAAAUUUAACCAAUGCGGAACGUGUACCACCUUCGGGGAAUGCCACGUGAUAAAAAAUUACACCCUCUGGAAAGUGGGAGAUUAUGGAUCUGUGAGCGGUCGAGAGAAAAUGAUGGCGGAAAUCUAUGCAAAUGGACCCAUCAGUUGUGGGAUCAUGGCUACCCCAGGCCUGGAAAACUAUACCGGAGGAAUUUAUACUGAAUAUCACUCUUCAUCUUUCAUCAACCACAUUAUCUCUGUUGCUGGUUGGGGUGUGGAAGAUGGAACUGAAUACUGGAUUGUCCGCAACUCAUGGGGCGAGCCAUGGGGUGAAAAGGGCUGGCUGCGCAUUGUGACAAGUACGUAUAAAGGUGGGAGAGGAGCAGACUACAACCUGGCGGUUGAAGAGCAGUGCACAUACGGAGACCCCAUUAUACCUUGAAUUCUUGUGCAAGAACUUUUUCAGCUAGGUUUUUUUUUUUUUAAAGCUUUUGAAAGGGAAAAUUACUUUCUGCAGGGUUGGCUGGCAACCCAUGGACAUGUAAUUAAACUGAGUUUUCAACCUUUUUUUUUUUUUUCUAUUAAAGAUUUUUCAUAAAUUAUCAAGAUGAAUGCACUGAUUCUGCUGAGGAAACCUGGCACUGUUUUUCAAAUGGAAGUGAGCUGCGAUUUAAGCUUUUAUCCUUUUUUAGUCGGGGUUCGGGCCGGGAUAUGGGAGUGAAACUGCAUCUACGCGCUCUUUAGAUUAUCUCUGCUGGGAGCAGGAUGGGCCUCCUACUCCCGGGGCAUAGAAGCAAAAUCACAUCUCACCACCCUUCAAUACCAUCGGUUAUGGCAUCCUUCCGGACUGGUGAAUGACACUGUCUUGGUCUCCUCCUUCCUCUGGGGUCAGUUCCAGUUGAUUUUGGGGGGAGGGGGAGGAUGUAGCCCACAGCCCUUACUUUGUGGGUGCCCCAGGGCUCAGUUCUCUUUCCUCUCCCAGUUGACACGUGAGUGAGGCCUUGCAGGAUGAGGUAAUCCAACGGUUUGUGGUAAGGUAUCAAAAUGCAAACUUUCUAUCUCCCUUCUGGAAAGCCUGAAAGAUGCCAUGGAUUUCGUGUCUCGGUGCUGGGAGAAUGUAAGAGUCUAUAUGGGGCCCAAUGGGCCAAACAAGACAGAGUGGCUUUGGGUCUUUGGGCCUUUCUUCCUGUGAUAAGGUUUUUCACCAGGAGUCCUUAAUUUGGUGGCAUUCGGAUUCACGGCUUCUGCUAGAAAAGCAGAAAAGCAGCCAUGGCCAGGAGGGCCUUUGCACACCUUAGGGUGAUGUCCCUGUUGUGCCUGUGUCUGGAUUGGGAGGCUUUGCUCACAGUCACUCAUGCCCUCAUGACUUCUCUUCUGGACUACGGCAAUGAGCUCUAAAUGGGGCUGCCCUUGAAGAGCAUUCUGAAACUCCCAACUGGUAGAGAAUGCAGCUCCAUGGGGAGUAAAGGGUGUCAAGAUAGUCAACACAUAUAGCACCACUGCUUUGUGAGUAGCAUUGUUUACCAGUAUAUUUCCAAGUGCAAUUCAAGCAUGUUGAAGCCCUACAUCAGGGGUCUCAAACCAAACUCGAUUUCAUUGAGGGCCGCAUCAGAGUUAUAUUUGACUUCGGGAGGAAGGGGUGUGGCCAGCAUGACAACAGUGUCAGGGAGCACCUGUGGUGGCCUGAGUGCUUUGCCUGUGAAAACGGGCUCGUGAGCUCCAUUUUUGGCUGUGAUGGCCUCCUGAACGCUCUGCCAGCGAAAAUGGAGCUCAGGGGUGCAUGUGUGGCCCUCGCGAACUCCAUUUUCGCUGGCAGAAGCACCGCGGGCCGGUCCUUCGCUAUUUCCAGGGUGACACCCCUGCCCGACACGGUUUGAGGCUGCGUUACCUUCGGGACCAUUUUCUCCCAAUCAUUUUUACCCAUCCAACUCAGUCAGACAGGUUGGACAUGUUGCAGGUCCCGUUAGCCAAGGAAUGUCACCUGGCAGAAACCAUGAGAAGAGCCUUCUAGGGCCCUCUGGAAGAUUCUCCCUUCAGGUAUCAGGAUGACCCCAACCCUGUUGGUCUUUCAUUACUGUUGGGCCUUCACACAAACUGUGAAAUUGUGUGUCCAGCCUUGGAGGCCAAAUGUGUUAAUGACUCCAUUCCUGGCUGCGUUAACAUCCAUAGUAGCAGUUUUACUUGGUGCAAUAUAUAUUUUGUACUUUUAAAUUAUUUUAAUGUUUUAUUAUGUACACUACCCAGACUCACUUGAGAGGACAGCUAUAGAAAUAAAAUCAAAUAAAUAAAUAAAUACAUACAUACAUACAUACAUACAAA
This is a messenger RNA of Notechis scutatus (mainland tiger snake), 3044 nucleotides long. RefSeq names its product cathepsin Z. Gene Ontology annotation, biological process: proteolysis. Lineage: Eukaryota; Metazoa; Chordata; Lepidosauria; Squamata; Elapidae. The record is from RefSeq and is a predicted model, not a curated record. Gene Ontology annotation, molecular function: cysteine-type peptidase activity.